This is a messenger RNA of Austrofundulus limnaeus, 657 nucleotides long. Its product is annotated as zinc finger protein 142. The record is from RefSeq and is a predicted model, not a curated record. NCBI's taxonomy places the organism in Eukaryota, Metazoa, Chordata, Actinopteri, Cyprinodontiformes, Rivulidae.
UGGAAGCAUUACCUCACCGUUCAUAUGAGGAAACAUGCAGGAGACCUCAGGURUUCCUGUGAUCAGUGCUCCCACCGCUGCCACCGUAUGGACCAGCUGAAGAGCCACAAGCUGCGGCACCAAACCAAGYCCCUCAUGUGUGAGGUCUGCGCGUACACCACCAGCUACAGACGAGCCCUGCAGAACCACGAGAACUGCAAACACACCAAGCUGAAGGAGUUCUGCUUUUGUUUCUUGUCAUCUUGAUGAGUCUUUAUUUUCUGGUCUCCCUCAGUUCUCUCACUCGUCUACAACUAAAACUAAACCUGUAAAUAUAACGACACAUCACUCCGGUUUUGUCCUUUUUGCAUUGGCUCCCUGUGGUUUUUAGAAUUGAUUUUAAAAUUUUAUYAUGCUUUCUUAUCUAUCUGAGCUUCUUACCCCAUAUAUACCAUCCCAUCAUCUCAGAUCCUUAACUAAACUAUAUUUCCACUCCCAGAGUUCGACUGGUGACAGGAGGAAGAAGGGCUUUUAUUGUUGGAGCUCCCAGUUUUGUCCCACUAAAUAUAAAACAGGCCACCUAUUGUCUUCUUUUAAAUCAUUACUUAAAACUUACUUUUAUAUUAAGGCUUUUAAUAUUAGAAUUUCUUUUGUAUUUUUAUUAUUUCAUUAUUAAAG